This is a messenger RNA of Erpetoichthys calabaricus (reedfish), 19817 nucleotides long. RefSeq names its product lysine (K)-specific methyltransferase 2D (gene kmt2d). Gene Ontology annotation, molecular function: transcription coactivator activity; histone binding; histone H3K4 methyltransferase activity. NCBI's taxonomy places the organism in Eukaryota, Metazoa, Chordata, Cladistia, Polypteriformes, Polypteridae. Gene Ontology annotation, cellular component: nucleus; MLL3/4 complex. The transcript has 57 exons. The record is from RefSeq and is a predicted model, not a curated record. The coding region runs from base 660 to 17969 and encodes 5769 amino acids. Gene Ontology annotation, biological process: positive regulation of transcription by RNA polymerase II.
GGUUCCGCACGCUGUAUCCCUCCACAGUUCUACAAUACGGAACACGAUCCCAAGUGUUUCGCUCAAGUGACGCCGGUUGGAGUUCGGGGGGAAUCCAAACGGGUUGCGAGGGAAGAGCGGUGACCUGGAAGCGCAGCGAUCAGCUAGUCUCCUUUUGCCGGCGAUGGAUUUCUUUGGCGAGUGGCGACGGAGUCGCCCAGGGAGCUCUUCCUCUCAGCGUUAAACAUGGCCGCCCUGAGCGACUCUUUCUGCGCGAUUGUUCGUAAGUCCUGAACCGUCGGCGAGUGCGAGCAAGAAGAGGAGAGGGGCGCCGAGAGCGGAUCGAUCUGCCCCCCGAUGAGCAGCGCCUGGCCAGAAUCGUCAGUGUGCGAGACAGAGGCCUUUUGCAGCAAAGCCGAGUAUUUAAAUGAAACAAACUGGGAAACCGGAUCGAGGCGUUGUGACAUCGACGAGACGAGAGGAGCGAGGCCGCGGGGCGCCCUGAAUCUGGCUGCGAGUCAUCGCGGACGCACACACACAGAAGCCCCAGUUUGUUGGCGGCGUUGUUUCAUGGAUCGCUUGCUUCUGCGGGUUGCGGCGCUGUGCAGCGGACCUGCUCCAUGGAGUUCCUCGGGUCUUGAGACUUUCUGCAUCGCACUGUGACAGGUCCAGAGAAAGGAAUGGAAGAAAACAAAUCAAAUGGAGAGGAAAAUGACUCUGAGACCUCAGCUGAUGAUGGUGGACUCCCAGAGACGACAUCUUCUGCCGAAGGCGACCCCGAGCCACCGGCUGAGAGUGUAAAGACCCAGGCAGAACCCGCACCACCUCCCAGCCAGUCAUGGGCUAAAUCACAGUGUUGUGCAUUGUGCAACUGUGGCAGCUGGAGCUUACAUGGUCAGAGGGAGCUACGGAGGUUUGAUCCUUCCGAUAAGAAUUUCCCUUUACUGGAUGAAAGUGACCAGGCAGCCUCUGAACAACAUCACGGCAAGGAGGAUUCCGCUAACAUCCCCACAGAUGAUCUGUCCCAAAUUGGCUUUGCAGAAGCUGUCCCGGUGGCUUCAGUGUUUGAAAAGUCAGGACAUUGCUGGGCACAUCAGUGGUGUGCAGCCUGGUCAUAUGGUGUUCAACUUGAUGGCAACCAGGGUCUUGUAGGAGUGGAUAAGGCGGUCAUCUCAGGGAUCCAACAGCGAUGUGAAUACUGUAAACGGCUUGGUGCCACCAUCCGGUGCCGUUCUGAGGGGUGUCAGCAUUUCUAUCAUUUUCCCUGUUCAGCAGCAAGUGGGUCUUUCCAGUCCAUGAAGCUGUUAACACUGCUGUGUCCCAGCCACCUGGAUAAGGCAGUGGAUAUGGCCAAAGAGGAUGCACGCUGUGCUGUGUGUGACUCACCUGGAGAUCUCUUGGAUCUUCUGUUCUGUACAAGUUGUGGACAUCACUAUCACGGGGCCUGCCUGGAGAUCAGCGCAACACCACUUAAGCGUUCAGGGUGGCAGUGCCCGGAAUGCAAAGUGUGUCAGACGUGUCGGCAACCAGGGGAGGACUCCAUGAUGCUCGUGUGUGAUGCCUGUGACAAAGGUUACCACACGUUUUGUCUGCAGCCAGUAAUGGAUUCCUUACCUGUAGAUACCUGGAAAUGCAAGAAUUGUCGUGUUUGCAGCAAGUGUGGAAGUCGAGGGUCAUCUCCACAUUGUGGGGUCGUCUGGUACGAAAACUACUCCCUUUGUGAGAGCUGCCACCAACAGCCUAGCUCUUUAUGUGCAAGCUGUGGCAAGCAGUCCUCCAACGAACGCUGUGAGGCCUGCCAGGGUUCAUCGCCUGGGAAAGAAGAGGGAAUCCAGGAAAAGGAAAAUCCAGUGGAACUUGUAUGUGCUUCAGGGAAAGACUGCACAGUUGCAGAAGUGCCCAUGGCCAAGUUGGAGAAGCCACACAGCCCUCCAUCCUCAGGGGAUGUUCAAAAACUGAAGGAGGACCUCCAAACCGGAGAACAAAUGGCUGAGAGUGGCACUGAGUCAGCCAGUUUGCAAAGCACUGAUGCCGGUUCUACUACAGAUAAGCUAGAAACCAAGUUGUCUGGCACCCUUGAGCCUGAGACUUCAGUUCAGUUAGGAGAUCCUGAUGCCGAGGAAUCCCAGACAAUUCCAAACCACAAGGGAGAAGAAGAAAUGGACUCUAGCCAGAGCAAAGCAGAUGUCUCUUGUGAAGAAAGCACUGUUGCCAUUAGGACUCCGGAGCCGGGGGCAGGUGGCCUAGAGGAGCAUGUAACCCCUGAGACACUUCCAUGUUCGGAAUCAAGAGCUCUCUUCUCAGACUCUCUGGAGGAAGAGGAAGAGAGCUGUGAAAAGAUGUCUCAGACCGAGGACUUUGCAGCAGAGAAUAAGCUAAAAUCGGAGCAGCCAGGCUCCCCUGCGGGCAGGCGAGGAAGUCUGCUCAUGAAGCCUGACUUUGUAGAUGAAAUGUCUAAUCUGAGCCAUGGGGAUGCUAGCAGCAGUGGCUUCCUUGAGUCGGAACCAAACAUCUCUCCCGGUGAGCCGGACUCACAUUCCCUUUCCAUGGAGCUGGGCCUGGUGUCCACUGGAGAGGGAGGGAAUGGGCGAUUAUGUUCAGACUCUAUCUUAACAGAGACGGACGACUCCAUGCCCUUCGAUUCUGCUUCUGCAAAGCUUGAUGCCGAGAAAGCCAAGAGAAGGAACUCCCCUGGCCGAUCACGAGUGAAGCAGGGACGAAGCAACAGUUUUCCAGGAAAGCGACGUCCUCGAGGCGGAGGUGGAGGAAGGGGCCGUGGCCGCUCUCGCCUCAAAGCCAUGGCAUCCUGCAUCGAAGCCUUCCUGUGCAUGGACGUAGAUUCGUCCCCAGGGAAGGAUGAUGAUGAUGAGGAUGAUGACACAAUGCAGAACACGGUGGUCCUUUUUUCCAACACGGAUAAGUUUGUCCUUCUGCAAGAUAUGUGUGUGGUCUGUGGGAGUUUUGGGCGUGGGCCAGAAGGACAUCUUCUGGCAUGUGCACAGUGUGCCCAGUGUUAUCACCCAUACUGUGUUAACAGCAAGAUCACUAAAGUGAUGUUGAGCAAAGGCUGGCGCUGUCUUGAAUGCAUUGUAUGUGAAGUGUGUGGUAAAGCCUCGGACCCAUCACGCCUCCUGCUUUGUGAUGACUGCGAUGUCAGCUACCACACUUAUUGCUUGGAUCCUCCACUCCACACGGUCCCUAAAGGGGGCUGGAAGUGUAAGUGGUGUGUAUGCUGCAUGCAGUGCGGUGUGACCUCCCCAGGUUUUCAUUGUGAGUGGCAGAACAACUACACACAUUGCGCACCUUGUGCCAGUCUGGUGGCCUGUCCAGUAUGCAAGGAAGCCUUCGUGGAACAAGAUCUGCUACUCCAGUGCCAGCACUGUGAACGGUGGAUGCAUGCCAUGUGCGAAAGACUUUAUACUGAAGAUGAAGUGGAGCAAGCCGCCGAUGAAGGCUUUGUCUGCACUAACUGCACACCCUAUGUGCCCAGACCUGUUGUUGUGCCGGAGAUUCCUGUGGUGAUCCCUGUGAAAGUGAAAGAGCCAGAGCCCCAGUUCUACCGACUAGAAGGAGUUUGGCUGACGGAGGAGGGAAUGUCCCUUCUACGCAGCAUCUCUGUAUCACCACUACACAAGCGACGGCAGCGGCGCUCCCGUUUAGGAACGAUAUGUGGGGAGCCAGGGUCUGAUAGCUUGGAGCUCAAGGAUGGAGACGUUGAUGGUGAGGACAUGAAAGGAAUUGUGGAGCCCAUGGAAUGCGACUCAAAACUAGAGAACCUGGGAAGUCCAGAUCGAGAGACUGGAGCAGAGAGGGAGUCUGGUCUGGAGGGAGUUGUAGAUGGGACCAUAGAUACUGAGGGUUGCAAAGGCAUUAUUGAGGAAACUGAUGAAGGAAAGAAGAGGAAGAGGAAGCCCUACAGGCCUGGCAUUGGUGGAUUCAUGGUGCGGCAAAGGAAAUCCAACUUGCGUAUUAAAAAGGGACUGAUUCCGCAGGCUCCUGAAGAACAGGGAGGAUUGGAGCCUCUGUGCACUACUGAGAAGACCCCAGAAGAAGAAACACCAGGGGAUGGCCAGAAAAAUCCAAAAGGGGACACGGUUGGAGAGCAGGCAAAGAAGCGGCGUGGCCGUAAGAAAAGCAAGUUGGAGGACAUGUUCCCUGCAUAUCUUCAGGAGGCUUUUUUUGGGAAGGCUCUUCUAGAUAUUAGCAAGAAAGCAGUCUUGGCCCCCAAAACUCCAGUGGAGGUUGCAGUCCAAGACUUGGUGAAGCCAUCUUCAGCUUCCAGUCAUGAGGCAGUGCCCAUUGCAGGAGAAUCAAUUCAAAAAGUGGCCACACAGGAGUCUGCUAUUGGUGAUUUGCCUCUCUGUGUCAAAGAGGGAAGCUUCACUGAAGAAGGCCGAGUGGAAGCUACAGCACGCGUCAAGGAUUCCAGUGAGGAACUCCCUCCAUCUCUCAGCAUGAAUGGUUGCCCUCCAACCCCACAGGGUGGAUGCCCUGUAGAUACAGAGAAGCCUUGCACAGAAGGACAACCUGCCAGGCUGGACAGUCAGGACUCUAGGAAUUUCUUUAGGAAGGUCUUAGGCUCGGCACACAGCGAUGCACUUGGUGGAAAUCUUCAGCCAAACAUGCGACCCCUCAUGGAGACUCCAGGGACAGCAGGGGACCUGAAUAAACCCAUGUCCUCACAGAGGAGCUUCCUGCCAGGCAGCUCCCUCCAGUGUACAGGAGUGAUGGAUUCAUUUCCCAUUCUCUCCCAGUCUCCUUUUUUUGACAGUCGGGAUCGCAGUGGCUUAUUCAGCCCUGAACAAGGUGAUACAGAUAGUCCCUGGGCUACACCUUCCACUCCUGCUACUCCUUCUACACCUCCUACUCCCACAGAGCAAGAUAAUGAUGGGUUGUCUUACAACCAGCGCAGCUUGCAGCGCUGGGAAAAAGACGAAGAACUGGGAGAGUUGUCCACUAUCUCGCCUGUAUUGUAUGCCAAUAUCAACUUCCCUAACCUCAGGCAGGAAUACCCAGAUUGGUCAAGUAGAUGCAAGCAGAUUAUGAAGAUGUGGAGGAAAGUUUUGGCAGCUGACAAGGCACCCUACUUGCAAAAGGCAAAAGAUAAUCGGGCUGCUCAGCGCAUUAGCAAAAACCAGAAGCAGGCAGAGAGUCAGGUGAACCGUCCGUUGAAAGUUGAAGGUCGCCCUAAAGGGGAGAAGCCGUCCCUGCAUCUCCACAUCCCCCCUCCUUCUGGGUGUGUCUCCACCUCCUCAGAGCCCAGCACCUCAGAGAGCCCCUUUUCUUUCUCUCAGGAUCCAGGAGCCUCAAUGUAUGGCAACUCGGUGCCGCUCACUCCAGAAAGUGUGCCUAAAACUUCAGGACUGUUGCAGAGCGGAGAGGUUUGCAGAGAACCCUUUAACAAACUACCACAAAGUCACAUUAACAGCUCCUCCAUGACUUUCUCGCAGUCUUCCUCCAGCCCCGUCCAGACAGCCUCAGGCUUCCACAUGCCAACUGCUCCUCCUGGCACCCCACAAGCGAGGGCCGCAAAUAUGGGGUCUGUGGAUCUUAAGCUUGGAAUAGCCAGGUGUCCACAGACCCCAACAAAUGACCCGUUUUUAAAACCACAACAGCUGCAGGAUACACUGGGUCCUCCUGAGAGCCCACGACUAAAGCAGCCUCCACUGGUUGGUGAGCCUGCAGUGCUUUCUCCACUUUCCACACAUUUUGGAGAGACGUUUCAAAAUCCAGCUGGCAGAGUAACUGAGCAAUCACCACGUCAAGAUUACAGCAUGAAUUCCUCUCGAGCCUCAACUCCAGGCUUGGGUCCACGGCAAGAUUUCCCAAUGAUCUCUUCUCCAGCAUCUGUCACCCCAGCCCCACGGCAGGACUUUGGAGGGGUUGGGUCUCCUGCUACUGUACAAGGUUUUGCAGAGACAGCAUUGCAUAUUGGGGAAGGAAAAGGGAGUGAUGUGUUUAAAGCACCAUUGACUCCCCGCAUGCAUCAGGGUGAAGCACAAAACCCCAUGCAGUGCUACUCUGCCCCCCAGCAUCCAGGGGCAUCUCCUCAGUAUCGACAGUCUCCAUCAACCCCCUUCUCUGACCCAAACAUGCACCUUUCACUCGCGCCUAGACCCCAGGUGAGAGACAGCUGUUCACCUCUUCCCCAGCGUGGCCUUCCUCAUGAUUCAUACUCAAGGGUACCCCCAGCAAGCCCACAGUCUCAGGGAAGCUGCCAGUCACCCCUGACCCCUGGUCCCUUGUCAAGUGAAGCCUUCUCCUCCCAGUCCCCACUGACCCCUCGCUUCCAGUCGCCUGAUCCAUACUCACGCCCACCCUCCAGACCACAGUCUCGAGACCCUUUUGCUCCACCUCACAAGCCACCCCGGCCAACAGCAGGAGACGCUGCAUAUAGGACAUCGCCUCACCUCAGCCAGCCUGGUACACCUCAGGGGGACUCUGCACCCAAAGCAAUUCCUGCCCAGCCAACUUUCAGCAGGAGCCCAAGUGCAGGGGUUUUCACUGGCCUCCAGCAGCAGCCUCGGGUAAUGUCUGCCCCUUACACAGAGACAGUGACAAAUUCUCCAGCGCACCCAAAUCCGCACAGAAUGCAGCCGGGCACUCCAGAUACUGUAGGUAACUGCUCCCUGGACCCCAGUUUCCAGCCUCCUCAGAGAACGCAGAUUUGCCGGCUUCCUGAAAGGAGAGAUGAAUCUACACCAGCAGUUGCUGUUACAGAGAUGUCCAUAAACCAAGAUCCCUCGUUUGGCAACCUCAGCCAGUCUGAACAGGAGAAACACAGACAGCGUCAAAGGUUGAGGGAGCUGCUCAUCCGACAGCAGAUCCAGCGCCACUCUCUCCGUCAAGAAAAAGAGGCAGCAGCAGCCAUUGGUAACACCCCUAACUGGCCGGUAGACCCUGGCACUUUUCAACAAGACAAGACACAGCGGGCUCCUCCUCCUUAUCCUGCUGCACAGGAGCAAAGUCUGGGAACUGAAAAUUCCACUUGUGGAAAGCUGGCCCAACCACUAGCUCCUCUGGAUGACAAAAUACUAAGGCCUCCUCCUCCUGGGACACCUUCUCCUGUUGAUCCAGCGGCCAUCAGGCAGCCCGUCCCCAGCAGUCCUCAGGGCUUUUUCACCCGAGGCCCAUUCCCUGGCCAGUGGCAGGGUCAGAGUGGGGUAAUGCAGCGCUUUCCACAGAACCCCAGAAUGGACACUCCUCCCAGACCCCAUUUGAAUAUCGCACUGAGCGGCAUGCAAGGCCUACCAGCCAGGCCCCUCCAACCACCACCACCGGACUCCAUACCCAGCCCUCAGGUGCCUGUCACCCCUCAGUUCAUUGAACUAAGGCACAAUAUGCAGAGGCUUCCAGUUGGAGCUCAGUUUGUACAGCGAAAUCCAAUACCAAGACCACGGUUUUUCCCAUCAACUCCAGAAGUGGGGGGCCCUUACGGUCACUCAGUGCCUCAGCCAGAAGGGGCCAGAACUCCCACUGCAGCGCCACAGCCAACUGUAAGACCACCACAUGUGUUGUCUGCUUUGCGUUCUCCAGAGCCUCCAAGUGCCGCUGCCCCUCCUCACACGGAUACAAAUGCCAACACCAGUAAACCUUGCCGCCUUGAGCUUCCAUGCCCAGACCCUGAGUUGGAUGAUGACUUUGUUUCCCACAAGGGUCUAGAAGAAGAAGACGAUGACUUGGCUAAUUUGAGUCUUGAUCCUGACAAAGGUGAUGAUGAACUGGGAAAUCUGGACAGUCUGGAGACGGCGGAUCCCCACCUAGAUGACCUACUCAAAUGUGAUGAGUUUGACCUGCUGGCCUACACUGACCCUGAACUGGACGUAGGAGACAGGAAGGACCUCUUUACUGAGCAGCUGAGGCUCGUAGAAGUGGAGAGCGAGGGUAGUAGCUCAGAUGUUGCAGACCGUAAAAUGGAAGCACAGAAACAGAACGGAGAGCUUCAGGGCACUUGCAUACCAGGUGGGGCAGGAGCAGCGCUGGGGUCAUCUAUUUCAUCCAAUGUUAGGCCAGCUGGGUUGGCAGAGGACCGCCAGAAGGUAAAAUUGAAGCAGGAAGAAGGCCUGUCUUUGUCAUCCACUUGCUGCUUCAAGACUGAAUCCAAAAACAGUACAGUAGUACGCCCUGUGAAAGAUGAAGUGGGAGAUGCUGUCUCCCUGCUGCUGCACCCCAAGCUUGGACCUUCCAGUGGCUUGUCUCCACCAAGCAGCAGAGCCACUGGCCUACCUUUCUCCAUCCCCGAUCAACCUGACACACUUCCCUCAGUUGUACCCAAGUUCGAUCUGGAUGAAGACACCUUAGCUCUUCCGGAUGGGCAGCACUCCCCAGCCGUUGAUCUGGAUAAAGUUGAGAGCAGUCUAGAGGCCAGCGAGCUGCCUCUGUUGAUACAGGACUUGCUAGAGCAUGAAAAGAAGGAGCUGCAGAAGCAACAGCAGCAGCGACAGAUCUCUCUCCAGCAAGGCUUAAGCUCUCAGCUGCAACCAGUCUUGCCCGCUGAGGGAACACAUCGAGUUGGCUUGCCACAUGGCCUAUUGGGUCAGCAGCCUCCUUUCCAGCCAGGUGUCGUAGCUAGGCCCAAUGGUCCUCCACUUAUUGUUUCCAGUCAGCAGCAGCAGCAACGACUUAUGAGUGCUGGUGUGCCUCCUCAUCUGGCUAUGGUCCAGUCCCAGGGCAUUGUGAGCACUGGACAGGCCACUGGAGAAGUCCAGCCACCAGGACACCACCUAGCUACCAGCCAGAUUCCAGUUCCUGGUCUCCCACAACAGCAGAUUAUGAAGCAGCCUCUUCCAAACAGCAGUUUCUUCCCAGAAACAGAUUUAGACAAGUUUGCAGCUGAGGAUAUCAUAGACCCCAUUGCCAAAGCGAAGAUGGUGGCCCUCAAGGGAAUCAAACGUGUUAUGGCACAGGGCAGUAUUGGCGUUGCAACUGGUAUAAACAGACAACAAGUUUCCUUAUUGGCCCAGAGGCUAGCAGGUGCUCCUGGACCCAGUGAAGCACAGACACGUCCAGCAGCAGUCCCUGGCAAGAGGUUCCAGAGUUGCCUCCACCCCCCCCCAAACCCACCCCAAUUUGUGCAAGGCAUUAUCAAUGAUGCUGAGCAGCAUCAAUAUGAGGAGUGGCUGCUACACACCCAACAGCUCCUGCAAAUGCAACUUAAGUUCCUGGAAGAGCAGAUUGGAGUUCACCGGAAGUCUCGGAAGGCACUUUGCGCCAAGCAACGCACAGCUAAAAAGGCUGGUCGUGAGUUCCCUGAAGCAGAUGCUGAAAAGCUGAAACUUGUGACAGAACAACAGAGUAAAAUCCAAAAGCAGCUGGAUCAGGUUCGAAAGCAGCAGAAGGAACAUACCAAUCUGAUGGCAGAGUACCGUAAUAAACAACAACAACAUCAGCAGCAGCAGCAGCAACAGCAGCAGCAGCAGCAACAGCAGCACCAAGGGUCCGGCCUACUGACUUCAGGUGCCCCCACAGGCCCACGGAUGCCUGUCCAGCUACUUCAGGGUGCAUUAGGUGCUCAAGGACAACCUAUGCGAAUGCCUGCAAUGCCAGCCCAGCAAGGUCAGCCUUUCAUGAACUCUGGUCCCAUGGGAGCUGUGAACUCUGCACCAACUCCUUCUGGGAACUACUUCCCUCAAGGCAGUGUGGUACCAGGUAGUGAUGCCAGACUUCUUCAGAUGCAACAGCAGCACCGAAUGCAACUUGUCCAAAAAAUGCAGCAGCAAGGCCUUAUGGCACAGGGUCACAUACAGAUGCAAGGGCAGCCAGCAUCACGGAUCACAGGAAACACCUUGGUAGGGCAGCCAACUUCGCAAAGUAUGAUGGGGAACCAGCAAAUCAUGAUGGGAAACCAGGCACUAAUGGCAAGCCAGCAAAACAUGACAGGAAACCAAAACCAGCAAGCCAUCAUGGGCACCCAACAAAUGGUACAGAACCAGCAGAAUAUGAUGGUGAGUCAGGCCCAGCAGAACAUCAUGGGUGGUCAGCAGCUCACACAGAUGGUACAGAGCCAGCAGGGAGUGGUUGGCGCUCAACAACCUGGAACAUUAUUACCACAGAGACUGCAGAACGUGGGAGCCCAACAGUUGUUCACAGACGCGGAUGCGCUUCGAAAGUCACAGGUUGUGGGUGGGCAGCAGAAUGUCCUGGCACAAAGACUGCUCCUGCAGCAACAGCAGCAGCUCCCUCCACCACAGUCACAUGUUGCUAAGGAUCUUGUGCCACUCCAGCAGCAAAGUUUUGUGCACCAGCAGGAAGCUGGUGUCUCUUCGCAACCUUUUCCAGGGCAUUCACCUUCAGAGGCAGCUCAGCGUGAUCAACAACCACAGGGGAUGUCUGAAAGCCUCCCAGCACAAGCGAUGAUAGUCCAAAGUACCGGUCCGGAACAGCAAAAUGUAGGCAACCAGGAGCAAAGCCUUCUCAAUCCUCUAACACCUCAGGGCUCCCAGACUCCACUUAGACUCCCAGGCUCUGGCUCAGUGGUAGACCAGCAGGGAGUACUUGUGCAGCAGCAGCAGCCAGUGUCAACCCCCGUCCAGCAACACAGCUUUCAGGGAGCACCAGCAGAAUUGGCUCUGCAGAGACAAAGCUCCAUAGGAGACAAACAGACUGGCAGUGCACCAAAAGCCCCCAAUAUAGGUGUAGCUACGAUUAAGCAGGAGUCGCAACCAAUGUGCUAUCUCGGAGCGCAGCAGCAGCGAGUGUCAGUUGGGCCAAAAGUUGGAACUCCCCAGAAUAUGUUAGGAGUGCAGCAAAUGAACUCAGCUGCACAGCAGCAGCAAAGUAUGCUGGGACUGUACCAUCUUAACCAACAACAAAAUCUAGCUGGGCAAAAGCCAGGGAUAAUGGGGCAGAUGACUGCUGGGCAGCCUCGAAUGAUGGGCCACAGGCUGCCACCAAACAUCCAGGGUUUAAUUGCUCAAAAUCCACAGCUUCGUCAUCUGUCUCCUCAACAACAGCAACAACUCCAAGCCAUCCUAGCCCAGCGACAGCUUGCCCAAGGGCAAGUGCUGCGUUUGUCUGCAGGACAGGGCCAGCUACAUCAGGGCCAAGGGGCCAUCAUGCCUCAGCAUCCGCAGUUCCAGCAACAGCUGAUGAGACAGCAGCAGUAUGGAAUGAUGGGCCAGUCAACACCACAACCCCAAGGGGUUAUGGGCCAGUCGGUUCACCCUGGCACACCUUCUCCACAGCAACAAGGGAUGUCAGGACAGUCAGUCCAACUGGGCACAUUAGCUCAGCAACAAGGAAUUAUGGGACAAUCAACACAAAGUACAGCAUCUCCACAGCAGCAAGAGGCAAUGGGGCAAUCUGCACAAGGUCCAGUAUCUCUUCAGCAGCAAGGACUCCUGGGACCAUCAGUGGGUCAGGCAGCAAUGACCCAGCAGCAGCAACAACAAGGACUCAUGGCACAGUCUAUGGGACAGCAAACAAUGGCCCAGCAGCAAGGACUCAUGGGACAGCCUAUUUGUCAACCAGCACCGUCUCAGCAACAGCAAGUACUCAUGGGACAGUCAAUGGCUCAGUCUGCAAUGCAACAACAGGGACUUGUGGGACAGUCAAUGAGUCAGUCCAUGGCCUCCCAGCAGCAGCAAGGACUCGUGGGGGGACCGUCGGUGACGCAGCAGCAGCAACAAGGAAUUAUGGGACAGUCGAGUCAGUCAGUAACAUCACAGCAGCAGCAAGCACUUAUGGGGCAGUCAGCAAUGCAACAGCAAGGGCUUAUGGGACAGUCAGUAGCAUCCCAGCAGCAGCAGGGACUCGUGGGACAAUCUGUGGGUCAGUCAGCAUUGCCCCAACAACAGCAAGAAGUCAUGGGGCAAUCCAUGGCUCAGAUAGCAACAUCCCAGCAGCAGCAGCAACAGGGGCUUAUGGGACAAUCCAUGGUUCAGUCAGCAAUGUCUCAACAACAGCAAGCACACAUUGGGCAGUCGAUGAUUCAGACACCAUUGCAACAGCAGCAGCAAGGACUUAUUGGACAGUCCAUGGUUCAGACCUCAUCCCCUUCACAGCAGCAGCAGCAACAUGGACUUAUGGGACAGGCUGCAGCAGUUCAGCAGCAGCAUGGAGUCAUAGGGCAGUCCAUGGGUCAGACGUCAACAUCCCAGCAGCAGCAAGGUGUUCAGACAUCUAUGCCCCAGCAGCAGCCACAGCCAGGGCUUUUGGGACAGGCAGUAACAGCACAGCAGCAGCAUGGGAUAAUAGGGCAGUCCAUGGUUCAUACUGUGACAUCCCAGCAUCAGCAAGGACCUUUGGGGCAGUCAAUGCCUCAACUUUCACCAUCUCUGCAGCAAGGGAUUAUGGUGCAAGUUACCACAUCUCAACAGCUCCAUGAGGCUAUGGGACAAUCAGUGGCACAUGUUGUAACAUCUCAGCAUCAGCAAGGGAUUAUGGGACAGAGUGUAAAUGCACAACAGCAUCAGGAGCUCAUGACACAACCAAUGACACAGGUGGUAGCAAGUCAUCCAAAUCAGGGGCUUAAAGGACAGAUUGCAGCAACUCAGCAGCAUCAACAGGGGUUCAUUGGACAGGGCCUUAUUACUUCACAGCAUCAAGGAAUUAUGGGACAGACUCCUCCAGCUCCCCAGCAACAGCAAGGCAUCAUGGGGCAAACUGCAGCAGUUCAGCAGCAGCAUCAUGGGUUUGUGGGUCAGGCUAUGGUUUCUCAACGGCAGCAGCAAGGUCUUAUGGGACAGGCUGUAAUAUCUCUGCAGGGACAAAGCAUUAUCGGGCAAGCUCAACGGCAGCAACAGCAGGGCAUCAUGCGACAUAUGGCAACUGUUCAGCAGCAGCAGCAACGAACAAUCAUGGGACAGUUUACCGUUGGUCGUUUGCAGCAGAGCAACAAUGGACAAGCUACAGCACUUCCGCAGCAUCCACAGCAAGGCUCCAUGGGACAAGCUACAGCAUCUCCACAGUAUCCCCAGCAAGGUGCCAUGGGACACGCUACAGCAUCUCCACAGCAUCCCCAGCAAGGCUCCAUGGGACAAGUUACAGCAUCACCUCAGCAUCCACAGCAAGGCACCAUGGGACAAGCUACAGCAUCUUCACAGCAUCCACAGCAAGGCACCAUGGGACAAGUUACAGCAUCUCCACAGUAUCCCCAGCAAGGUGCCAUGGGACAAGCUACUGCAUCUCCGCAGCAUCCUCAGCAAGGUGCCAUGGGACAAGCUGCUGCAUCUCCACAUCAUCCCCAGCAAGGCACCAUGGGACAAGCUACUGCAUCUCCACAGCAUCCCCAUCAAGGCCCCAUGGGACAAACUACUGCAUCUCUACAGCAUCCACAGCAAAGCACCAUGGGACAAACUACUGCAUCUCUACAGCAUUCCCAGCAAGGUGCAAUGGGACAAGCUGCUGCAUCUGCACAGUAUCCCCAGCAACUAGCCAUGGGACAAGCUACUGCAUCUCCACAGCAUCCUCAGCAACUACCCGUGGGACAAGCUACUGCAUCUCCACAGCAUCCCCACCAAGGCGCCAUGGGACAAGCCACUGCAUCUCCACAGCAUCCCCAACAAGGCGCCAUGGGACAAGCCACUGCAUCUCCACAGCAAGGCGCCAUGGGACAAGCUACUGCAUCUCCACAGCAAGGCGCCAUGGGAAAAGCUACUGCAUCUCCACAGCAAGGCGCCAUGGGACAAGCUACUGUAUCUCCACAGCAAGGCGCCAUGGGACAAGCUAUUGCAUCUCCACAGCAAGGCGCCAUGGGACAAGCUACUGCAUCUCCACAGCAAGGCGCCAUGCAAGGCGCCAUGGGACAAGUUACUGCUUCUCCCCACCAUUCACAGCAAGGCGCCAUGGGGCAAGCUACUGCAUCCCCACAGCAAGGCACCUCGGGACAGUCAGUUGCCGCAUCACCGCAUCAAGGCUCCACGGGACAGUCAGUUGCCACAUCGCCACAUCAGGGCACCACUGGACAGUCAGUUGCCGCAUCGCUGCAUCAGGGCACCACAGGACAGGUUACAGGAGGUCAGCAGCAGCAUACCUUGUUAGGGAAGCCAGCGCAACAGUUUGCAAUACCAAAGCAGGAGAAAACAAAUGUGGGGCAGGCAGCACCCUCAACAUCUCCACAGCAGCACCGAGCUAUUGAACUGUCACCACAACAGACUUCAGGAGUUCCUCCACUGCAUAACCAAAUGGGAUUGCAAGGAGAGGCCAGGCAUUUGGAACUUAAGCAGACCCACAAUAACAGGGCAGCUUUGUCAGAACAAAAGCCACUUGUAGAGCAACAGGGAUUACCAGCAAAUGUGUCUACACAUUUUGAAACCCCUGCAGGUCCACUGCUGCAAAAGGGUGAUCGAGAUCCACAACACAUGGAAAUCCCCACCUCUAGUUCUUUCCACCAGCAAAUUGAAGCAGGUGCUGGUGGUGCCCCUAAGCUUCCACCACCUGCUGCUUCUGCUCAGAAAGAAAGUGUCACAGGUUUUCCUAUCCGCUCAAUCCAUCCUCCAAGUUCUAGUGCUGAGGUUCUAAUGGUUAGACAACUUUCUGAGGGACCUGGUGUUAAGGAGUCUGUGAGCUGUGAUUCUCGGGUGCCUGAACAACUAAAGCGACCCCAGGGACUAGUGGAUGAUACCCAGAGAAAUGGACAGCCUGUGCAUAAUGUUGGUUUAUUAUCUCUGCAAAACAUCAAGCAAGAGCCCAAGGAGGAUGGCCUAUGUAUUGGUGAUGGGAAAGCAAGUGCAAUCAAGCGAGAGGCCAAUGGGGAACUAGUUGGACUGGCUGGCCUACCAUCUGGUCCUCGAUCGGAAGCUGGCCAGCAGCUCCUGCAAAAACUUCUGCGGGCGAAAAAUAUGCAGCUAGCUGGACAUCGGCCAGCAGAUGGCAUCCACAAUGAAAUUAACGGACACAUUGACAGCAAGUUAGCAAUGCUGGAGCAGAAACUGCAAGGAACUCCGCGCAAUAUGGAGGAUCUUCAAGCCUUAAGUAAGAAGCCUCCAGUGGUUAAACCCAAACGAGUCUCCAAAUCUGGAGAACGUGUUGGCAACUCAAGGAAGAAAGGCAAGAAGGAUGAAGGGGGGAAGGUGAAAUCUGCUGAGGCAUUGAUGAAGCAGCUCAAGCAGGAGCUCUCCCUGCUGCCCCUUGUGGAGCCCUCUAUCACAGCUAACUUUGACCUUUUUGCCCCCUUUGGGAGCAGCCCCAUCAAUGGCAAGAAUCAACUUAAGGGAUCUUUUGGGACUGCCAUACUUGAUAGUGUGCCUGACUACUAUUCUCAGCUCCUCACCAAGAAUAAUCUAAGCAAUCCACCAACACCACCAUCCUCCCUGCCUCCCACGCCGCCUCCUUCUGUUCAGCACAAACUGGUCAAUGGCAUCACAACAGUGGAAGACCUGCCUGAUGGCCAUAUCGCCCCAGAAGCUCCUGUGGAAUCUGAAGAGGCCAAGGAAGUGAAAAGCGUUGACCUUCUGGCAGCUUUGCCCACACCCCCUCAUAAUCAGAAUGAAGAUGUAAGAAUGGAAAGUGAUGAGGAUAGUGAUGCUCCAGACAGCAUUGUGCCUGCCUCAUCACCAGAGAGCGUGCUGGGUGACGAAACAUUCCGAUUCCCUCCGCUAACGGACUUCAAGGAGACGGAGCUGGAGCGGGCUUGCUCACCUGUUAUUCCCAUGAUUCCCAGAGCCUGCAUACCAGAAAACAAGCCCUCACAACCUCUGAGCAGUUUCUUGGACAAUGGUGGCAAGGUUGCUCCAACAGGAAGUGCCCCCUGGGAGAAGACAAAGGGGAGUGAGGUGUCUGUGACGUUUACUCUGUCUGCAGCAGCUGCCAAGAAUCUGAAUGCAGUAAUGGUGGCAGUUGCUCAGCUGUUAAACGUGCGGGUGCCUGGCUCUUAUGAAGUAAACUGUCCAGAGAAUUUGGGUCAAGGCAUCACAGAGCAGAGGAAGCUGCCAACAGAACAACAGUCAACAGCGAUGUUACCCACAAACUCCAAGUCUUCAGAUACUGAGAGGCCCCCACCUGAAAAGGCGGCAUGGUUGAAGCAGCUAGAAGCGUCUCUCCCGGGUUGUCCUGUGAAGAAGCAAGUGGACAUCCUGUCACUCAUUAAACAGGAGUCUUUGGAGCCAGAGCCCAAACCGGUGCAGCACUGUUACACAACUAAUGUCUCAAAUCUGGAUGUGCGCCACCUGCCAAUCAUCCCUGUUGAAACCUCACCCCCUCUGUCUCCUGCCGUUCCCACCUCCUCUCCUUCAAGCCCAACUGAAACUAUUAAACUGGAACCAGAGCAUGACCCGGUCCUGAUACUGCCACCGCCACCUCCCAACGUAGAACCUACCAAAAUCAAGCAGCGUUGUCGUCUGGCUUCUGAGGAUGAGGAAGCCAAACCUAAAGUGAAGAAAUGGAAAGGUGUCCGAUGGAAACGGCUGCACCUGUUGAUCACCAUCCGUAAAGGGGGCUCACAUAAGGAAACUGGACGGGAGAUUGCUGAGCUCAUUGACAAACUGCGCAUAACACUGAGGCCUGACACCCUUUCCAGAGACCUGCGCAAGUGCUGCUUCUGCCACGAGGAGGGAGAUGGGGCUACAGAUGGGCCCGCUAGGUUGCUAAACAUCGACCUGGACCUUUGGGUGCACCUCAACUGUGCCCUCUGGUCCACAGAAGUGUAUGAGACGCAAGGGGGUGCGCUGAUCAAUGUGGAGGUUGCACUGCGACGAGGUCUGCGUACCAAGUGUGCCUUCUGCCAGAAGACCGGUGCCACCAACAGCUGCAACCGUCUGCGCUGCCCCAACGUUUACCAUUUUGCUUGCGCCAUAAAGGCACGCUGCAUGUUCUUCAAGGACAAGACAAUGCUGUGCACCCAGCACAAACUUAAGGGUCCCAGUGACGAGGAACUCAACUGUUUCGCGGUCUUCCGCCGUGUCUAUAUCGAGCGUGACGAGGUGAAGCAGAUUGCCAGUAUCCUGCAGAGAGGGGACCGCAUCCACAUGUUCCGUGUGGGAGGGCUCAUCUUCCAUGCAAUCGGCCAGCUCUUACCCUACCAGAUGGCAGUCUUCCACUCUUCCAAUGCCAUCUACCCAGUGGGCUACGAGGCCACCCGUAUGUAUUGGAGCACUCGCUUCCCUAACCGUAGGUGCUGCUACCGUUGCCGCAUUGGAGACAAUGAUGGACGUCCAGUCUUUGAAGUGCGCAUCUUAGAGCAGGGAUAUGAUGAUGUUGUGCUACAGGACACAUCCCCACAAGCCAUUUGGGACCGCAUUGUGGAGCCAGUAGCGCGGAUGCGUCAAGAAUCUGACAUGCUGAAGCUGUUUGCUGACCAUGUGAAAGGCGAUGAGAUGUACGGCCUAACUGUCCAUGCUGUUCUGCGCAUCACUGAGUCGCUGCCCGGUGUGGAGAGCUGUCAGAAUUAUGUGUUCCGCUAUGGCCGCCACCCCCUGAUGGAGCUGCCACUCAUGAUAAAUCCCACAGGAUGUGCCAGAUCCGAACCAAAGAUCAUGACGCACUAUAAAAGGCCACACACCCUCAAUAGCACCAGCAUGUCCAAAGCGUACCAGAGCACUUUCACCGGAGAGAUCAACACGCCAUACAGCAAGCAGUUUGUGCAUUCCAAGUCGUCACAGUAUCGUCGGCUCAAGACAGAAUGGAAGAAUAAUGUGUACCUGGCCAGAUCUCGCAUCCAAGGUUUGGGCCUUUAUGCUGCCAAAGACCUGGAGAAGCACACCAUGGUGAUCGAGUACAUUGGCACUAUUAUUCGCAAUGAAGUAGCCAACCGACGUGAGAAGAUCUAUGAGGAACAGAACAGAGGUAUUUACAUGUUCAGAAUCAACAACGAACACGUGAUUGACGCCACUCUGACAGGAGGACCCGCACGGUACGUCAACCAUUCCUGCGCGCCAAAUUGUGUGGCCGAAGUGGUGACGUUUGAUAAGGAGGAUAAGAUCAUCAUCAUUUCCAGCCGGAGAAUUCCCAAAGGAGAAGAGCUGACUUAUGAUUACCAGUUUGACUUUGAGGACGACCAGCACAAGAUCCCGUGUCACUGCGGUGCAUGGAACUGCAGGAAGUGGAUGAACUGAGGCAGCCAUGUGGCUGCUGUUCAAGGAGGGCCGCGCACCCUUUGAGACAAAAGUCUGGGCUGCAGCCCUCCAUUGCUUUUUGCUCUGUAGGUAACGUUUCUGCACAUUGACUUGAGACUUGCACUCCGUGUUCAUCUGACCCCGUUUGCUUCCUCCCCCCUCUCCCCAACCCCAUGUUUUAGAGGCUUAAUGAAAAUAAAGUAAAACUGACUUUUUUUUUUUUUUUUUUUUUUUUUGGUCCAAUCAGCAAGCAAAUGAUACGCUAGCUGUAGGUAGAUGUGCAGAUUUGCCGUGGACUGGUAUUCGUUUGUGCUUCUUGACCUUUAAAGUCAGGACAUAGGCUGAAGCUAGACAAUCGCAAAAAUGACCGAGGCUCCAAGGACAAAGCAAACCUAAGACAGCGGGCGCUUAUACCCAGACUACCUCAUACCUGUGUCUUGGAUCUUCUUAGCUUCAGAUGACACCGAAAGAUUUUAGGGAGGGGGGGGGGGGGGAGGGUGAAGGGGAAUUGGAGGAACAUGGCUUGGCUCUGGUGGCCUUCUCCCCCCCGCCCCCCCAGGUCAAUGGAGGUCUGCUUCUCUACUCAACGCACAAACUGAAGGAUGUGAUUGCUGCUCGUGCAGGAGAACAGAUCUCCGGGCCUCAGUGCUCCUCCUGCGCCGGACUGCCCUUGGCGUGUCCCCUUUGUAUAUUUACUGUAUUUUACCGUUUUCACCGCCCUGAACUGAAGAGUUGGACUUUGAUUGGGCAGACGGGACGGGGGUGAAAGUUGAAAAGGGCAUUUUUUCCCUCCCCCCACCCCACCUUUGUAUGUUAUUUAAAGGAAAUCGGCAGAAUGGAUGACAUGUAUGUACUGCAUCUUAACUGCCGAGAAAAAUAAACACAAAAAAAAAAAAAAAAGCUGCAAAAGUGUACAGAUUGUAAAUAGCCGCAGAGUGAACUGCUUGGGAAGAGAGACCGUUUUUAACCAGAGAAAAUUAAAAAGACAAACCACUGGAUCUCAUUUUAUUAAAACAAUAAAACCUUGAUUAUGUGUAUAUGAAUUUAAUUUUAUUUUUUUGGCAUUUACAAUUAUCGGCUUUUUUUUUUUUUUCUUUUUGAAAUAGAAGCUUGUAAAGGCUUGUACAGUCUGCUUACGAACGUGAAACAGAGAGGAGAAAAGGAGGAGGAGGAAGGACAAAGUACCCAUCUUAUUUUCUUUUCUUUUUUUUUUUUUUGGCUAUGUGUUGGCAGCUCGCUUCGCUUCUAAUCCCUGCUCAGGUGUGCACAGGGUUGGGGGGGGGGGGGAGAUGGGGGAGUUGCGCCCAUCCAGGAGACGACCCCCUCCCACCCCCAUCCAGCAUUAAAGCUUGUCCCGGCAGACCCCACGUCGGGAAAUCCUCUCCCUUCGUCCUCAGAUUCCUAAUUAUUUAGCUGCCUGAUUUUUAAUUUCCUGACGAAUCAUGCGAUGACUUGGGAUCAAGAACCUGCUGGCAUAGGACUCCAGGGUAAUUACUUAGCAUAAGCCAUUUCUGUCCCCGCUGCCCCUCUGUCUGCCUCAGUGGGCUUUUUAAUUAUUUAAACAGAUUAUGCAUAGUUUUAUUUUAAAGAAAAAAAAUAAAUAAAAACAAAUCCAUAUUUCAGAGUCUUUAAGCAUUACAUCCUGCUCAUUUUAUAUUGUGUUGUCAGUUUUGUAUAGCAAGGUUGCGUUUAGGACAAACAAAUCAUUUUUAUUGUAUGUGGCAUGUUUUGUAUGAAUUAUCAUUUGAAUUGUACAUAAAUUAUGUCUGGCAACGCGGGAGGCUGUACUCAAUCUCUCAGCUUCGUUUCUUGUAAAGGAAAAAAAUAAAAAGGCAUUUUAAAUACAAA